GCAGCCUCGUAAUCACCGGCCUUGCUCGCCGGAGAAAACAAACUGCGCGGAUAACAGAGUCAGCACGCGGCGCAGAGCGACAUUGCACUCACUCCUGUUCUUACUGCACUUGGAAUAGCAAAAUCCCGUCAAACAAAGGUUGGUGCGAAGCGCACAGCAUGACUAAGACGCCUCCCAACAGGCGAGGGAUCACGUUCGAGGUGGGGGCACCAUUGGAGGCCCGAGACAGUCUGAAGAACUGGUAUGCUGCCAGCAUUGAGAAGAUUGACUACGAGGAGGAGAAGGUCCUGAUUCACUACAGACAGUGGAGUCAUCGCUAUGACGAGUGGUUCGACUGGAGCAGCCCUUACCUUCGGCCCGUGGAACGAAUCCAGCUCCGGAGACAAGGCCUGCAGGAGCACAACAUGGCCCCGGGUUUUCAAAUCAACCAGAAAGUUUUAGCCAGCUGGUCAGAUUGUCGCUACUAUCCUGCUAAGAUCCUCUCCCGUGAUAAAGACGAUUCUUAUACAGUGAGGUUUUUUGAUGGUGUAGUUAAGACUGUGAAAGGGAUAAAGAUUAAACCUUUCAGAAAGGAGAACACGAACAACAAGCCGGGGCAGCCGAGCCGAAAGCGAGCAGCAGGAAAGAACAGCAAGGCCAAAGAGAACGGUAGGAACCAUCAGGAUGGUGAGACCGAAUCGGAGGAAGAAGACUCAAAGGUGACAGACGAGUGCAGCAAGCUUCAGGACACCACGCUGGCUGAGAAGGAGCCGUCCGAGAUGGCGAACGGACACGAAGAGCAAGAGGAAAAGCCAUCCGUUGUCGACGUGAAGACGGAAGCACUGGAGAACGGAGGAGGGGAAUCAAUGGAGAUGAAUGGAGGAGGAGAGGAGGAGAAAGUUGGAACUCUUCAGAACGGUGCCCAUGAAAGCUGUGGAGAGGGACAAGAGAAAGACGAGAAAGAGAAAGAGGCCAGUCUUGGCCAGAACAGGAGAGCAAGAGGCAAAGUAGUGGAGGGAAAAGACGCAGAACGGGCCAGUGUUCCAGAGCUGAGGAAAAGACGUGCAUCCACGGGACAAACUCCUCCAUCCAAGAGGAGCAGAGCCAAUACUACAGACAGAAACAGUCGAUCCCAGAUCAGACCUGCUAGAUCAGAUUCUGUUCCAGAAAGCUUCAGUGAUAAGGAGGGUCUCUGCAAGACGGGUCUUCUGGAGAACCCCAAGCCUAUUGUACAGACAGCGUCUAGUCCUGAUCUUGCCACGCUGCUGCAACGACAAGUCCACCUCCCAACCACCAAUAAAUACAGCAGGGAACCAUUGUACAGGGUCAUCAAGAACCAGCCGCCGCCCAUCCUCUCCAUUGAACUGGACCAUAACCCGUUUAAGUGCCAGGUGCCAGGCUGCACCAAGUCCUUCCGCAAGGCGUCUCUGUUGCACUAUCACAUGAAGUACUACCACUCUGAGAGCGAGCUGUGCUCUUCACACAACACACACACCUCUGAACCUCAGGCCCAGGAUAGCCACACGCACACGUCGGAGACUCCGCGCAGACGCCGCACCGUUUCUGCAUCUCUAGACACUCCAUCCCCGCUGAGUGACAGUAAAUCCAGUCACACCCCGUCACCCCAUACUGCCAACGGUGUGCAUCGUCAGCGCAGCUCCUCCCACUGCGAGAGAAGCAAAGAGAACCAGCACACCAACCGCGCGCUCCAUGACGACAGAGACUGGGUCACCAUGGAAACAGAACAAGAGAAGAGGCGAGAAAAGAAGCCGAGGGACUUCUGCAUCAAGCCGAAGAAGAAGAAAAAGAAGAAAAAGAGGUCCAAGUCAGACACUCAUGGCAGUGAUAAGAGCAAUGGCUUUAGCUCGUACCCCUGCAAUCCCAAUCAAUCAAUCAAAUUGCCCCUCUCCCACAAACACCGCUCCUGCGCCGCACACUUCCCCGAAACAGAGCUUGAUGAUGGUGAAGACAGCGGCAGCGAUUGGUCCACAGACAGCCCUCUAUGGAGCGAGGAGGAGUCGGAGACGGGGCUCGAUCUUACCACGCCUUUCUCUGAGCAGGGGGUGGAGACGGUGGGUCAUGACUCAGAGAUAGUGCGCUGUGUGUGCGAGGUGCAGGAGGAGAACGACUUCAUGAUCCAGUGUGAUGACUGUUUAUGCUGGCAGCAUGGCACGUGCAUGGGCCUGUAUGAGGACAGCGUCCCUGACACUUACAGCUGCUACAUCUGCAGGGACCCUCCUGCUCAAAGACAGAGUCAGCGCUACUGGUAUGAUAAGGACUGGCUCAGCAGCGGUCACAUGUAUGGCCUGCCCUUCUUAGAAGAAAACUACUCUCACCAGAACGGCAAGAAAAUGGCAGCCACUCACCAACUCCUGGGCGACGUGCACCGUGUGUUCGAAGUGCUGAACGGCCUCCAGCUCAAAAUGAGCAUACUGCAGGCUCAGGCUCACCCAGACCUGAAACUGUGGCGGCAGCCCUGGAAGCCAUCUGACGGCAUGCUCAGGAAGGGGAUGGGGCAUUCUGGCAUGACCACGCCCUCUCCCUGCUCCCCUCACGCAGCGGACUCCACAGAUGGUGAGCAGGUCAAUUCCAAGCAACCCGUGCCUCCUGCCUGCUCCUUCCAGACGUCUUACAUCAGCAGCGAGCACUGCUACCAAAAGCCACAUGCAUAUUAUCCAGCACUGGAGCAGCGGCUGGUGGUGGAGACACGCAGCACCGAGGAGCUUCUGGAGCUCGAGACGCGCAAACUGCAACUGACCAAUUCUAAGGAGUUGGAGUGUCGCAUGAAGCUGCUAGCGGCGGCCGAAAGAGAGAAGAGCUGUGCAGUCCAGGUUAAGGAAGAGGAGCCUGACCCAGUGACCUGUGAUUCUAAACCUGACCCUGACCUUCUGCUACACCAGCAGUGGCAGCUGAACCUGCUGGAACACAUCGAGGCCGUGCAAGACGAGGUCAGCCACAGGAUGGACCUCAUAGAGAGAGAGCUGGAUGUUUUAGAAAGUUGGCUAGACUACACGGGUGAGCUGGAGCCUCCAGACCCUCUGGCACGUCUCCCACAGCUCAAACACCGCAUCAGACAGCUACUGACAGACCUGGGAACAGUGCAGCAGAUCGCAUUGUGCUCCUCAUCCACAUGAGGGCGACAGAGCACACAGAUGUCCUCAGAAACGUACAGUACAGGAGAGAUGGAAUUUUUAUUUUUAAAAAGAGACUUGAACCUGAACUAAAGCAUAUAAAUAAGUGGUAUUUAAGCUCUGAGGAAAACUGCGAGAGCCAAAACAAACCAACCCUAGAGAGAGGAAAAAAAAGAAGAAGAGAGAAUGUACUUGAACGUUUAAAUAUGUUAAAAGUUUUGAAUGUAAUUCAGGGUUGUGGUUCAAGUCCAGGCAUCAGAUAUGCCUCUUUUUUUUUUUUUUUUCUUUUUUUUUUUUUUUUUUUUUGAAGGACUAUAAUGUUUUUGGCAUUACAUGCAAGGGUUGUUUUGUUUUUUUUGUUUUUUUUUGUUACGAAGUGUAUUCUUCAGCACUUAAAUUUUGUUAAUUAUCAUCAUAUAAAGUUUUAUUUUGGUUUCUCCACUUUGUUGCUAAUGUUAUGCAAAACCACCUUUUCCUACGCGACCUGAUCGUGAAGAACUGUUUGAAUAUUUGACCUCUUCAGACGAAGAGAUUCUGAGGAAGUGUCCGGUUUUGUAGCCAUUGAAGUAAACGUGGAAACGUUUAAAGGAGCAUAUAUUUUAAUCUCAAAGUACUUGUGUCUUGCUUUUAUAUUUUGUAUUAAAUAGACAGUGUAAAUUGCCUAUAUUAAUUCAUGUUUCAGGUUGUUUUGUCCUUUACUGUUUGAUCAAAACUGUAAUGGUAUUUACUGUGACUGAGUUUGCAUUCAUUACACCAAUUACAACAAAAAAUAACGAUGAUGAUGAUAACCACCUUUUAACUCUUGUACAUUCUGUAGUACUUUGGACAUAAUUGCUUGUUUGUGUUUUGUAUGAAUGCAAAUGUUUUCCCUGCCAUAUAUAACAAGCACAAAAAGGGCAUCAUAUAUAAUCCAUUUUUUUUUUUUUUUUUUUUUUUUUUUUUAAUAAUUUUGACAUGCUCUUACAGCAUACUGUACUUACCCCCCCCCCCCCCCCCCCCCCAGGUUACCAUUUUAACUUAUUGUAAUUGAGAAUUUAAGUUAUUGAGUUUUCUGUUUGUGUGUGUGGUUUGUUUUUUUGUUUUUUGUUUUUUUUGAAACCGCACUGGCCGUGUGUAUAGGCUGAGUUUUUUGGCCAAAUUGUUGUGUGUUUCAGAUAAGCAGAUGGGCCCUCAGUGUGUGUUCAGCAAGAGAGUGUCCGAGUUCAGUGCUCAUGCCCAUUGGUAGUUCUGUCUUUCAUCUAAAUUGUUUCAUUUGACUUGUCAAUUCUUAACCAGCGCCUGAUGUUCCAGAGCAACACAUUCAAAUGCAACAGUGGUCUAUGUUUUUAAAAAAUUCCGACCCCACGAGAAUGGACUGGAAGAUUCUGUUUAUAUUUUCCUAAUCUCUGUGCUUUUCUUUGUGUAGCCAGUGACCUGUAUGCAGCCUGUUCUCGGUCCUUUCACUCUGCUGUGUGCUGUCCUGCGUGUCUGCCCUCUUGCAUAACCAGUCACUGGAAGUACAGUAAUCGGACAUGAUUAUUUUAUAAAUCUUUUGAAUUUUUUUUUUUUUUUUUUUUUUUAAAAGCGCUUUGCGUGGCGCCCAAGUUCUUCUUGACUUCUCGAUUUAAAAAAAAAAAAAAAAAAAUCCAUUGUCCAAACCGCCAUGGAAACAGGAGAAAUUCUUUGUCGAGCAUAAUAAUGCAUUAGCUGAAGCCAAGAAAAAUAAAUAAUAAAAAAAAUGUCCUGUAUGCUCAGCUUCCUUAAA
Molecule: messenger RNA, 4854 nt
Organism: Ictalurus punctatus (channel catfish)
Lineage: Eukaryota; Metazoa; Chordata; Actinopteri; Siluriformes; Ictaluridae
Gene: phf20b
Product: PHD finger protein 20, b
Exons: 19
Coding region: 159-3113 (984 amino acids)
Biological process (GO): regulation of transcription by RNA polymerase II
Cellular component (GO): MLL1 complex; NSL complex; nucleus
Source: RefSeq, a predicted model, not a curated record